AUGUUGCGGGUAAGCUCGGGGGUCGCGUGGAGGCUGCUGGCGUGGAGCCAGCUGCUGUGGAAUCAGCCGCUCUACGCACCAGGCCCUGGAGCGGAGAUGGUUCUCAAAGGUCGUGGGGAUGAACCCGGGGUCGAACCUUAUGUUUUGGCUGGUAACGCCAAAGGCUCCAAUAACGAGCUGAUUGCUCAGAGGUUGCAACAGCUGAUGACGACGAACAUGGAGCUUGCCAAUGCCCUGGCGGACCAACGAGUGGCAGCUGCGGAAUCUAUGCACGUCCAGGAGCGUUUGGCGAAGCAGAAGCGUGCACACGAACAAUCGGUCCGCGGUCAGUGGAACACUUGGAUGAUGACAAGGAGGGUGGAGCAACUGGAAGGCGCUCACGAUGCUCGGCGUCUCGUCGAGUAUAUGGCGCAAGCUGCCGCAUGCCUCCGGUUCCAACAGAACCAUAAGGAUCUAAUGACGAUCUCGGCCGACUAUAAGCAGAUCCCGUACAGCUACGAAGAUGAGCAAAGGAACAUCCACGAUGGCCCGCUCUUGCCACUCUGGCAAUGA
Molecule: messenger RNA, 552 nt
Organism: Fimicolochytrium jonesii
Lineage: Eukaryota; Fungi; Chytridiomycota; Chytridiomycetes; Spizellomycetales; Powellomycetaceae
Exons: 4
Coding region: 1-552 (183 amino acids)
Source: RefSeq, a predicted model, not a curated record